AUGUGGACGGUAAAGUUCAUUGGUGGCAGCACGAGCAAGGCCGUCACGCCUCUCCUCGACGCGCUGGCCAAGCUCAAUACUGACGGUGGCAUCUGGUCGGUGGCGUUGGGCAACCACGACUGGGGCAAAGGCACGACCAAGAAGCUGCUGAAGCUCUUCCCGGCGCUCGAGGCGAUCGAUCUGGGCGUCGCCAAGAAGGUGUCGCACCACCACCGGCUGUCCGACUGGGAUCUCCAGGCCGUACCCGCGCUGCGAAAGUUCAAGUGGCACUGGGCGUACGACUGCGACGAGUCCAAGUUGAUGCAAAUCGUGCGCGGGCGAGAGAUGCGAUUCGAGGAGCUCGAGCUCGAGCGCGCAGAGGGGAUGGGCGAAACGAGCCCGCACUCGGGGCUCACCGACACGCUGCUGAUCGAGCUCGGCAAGAACUGCCCGAACCUCAAGUCCCUCACGCUGAAGGGCCACCUCGACUUUUCGGACAAGGGCCUGGACGCGCUGCUCGGCGGAUGCCGCCAGCUCGAGAAGCUCAAGCUGUCCACCGCGACCAUCUUCCACCCACGGCUCUCACGCAUCCGUCUGAGCCCCGUGUGCGUCGACGCCAUCCGUGCACGCGGCUUCCGGAUGGCCGACCUCGCCCCGUACUCUCUCAAGUCUUCUGACGAUACACGCCUCCUCGUCAGCCCGGCCCAGUUCUUUGGCCUGACAUCAAUGUCCUCGUAUACCGAGGUGUCCAGUGCGGAAGCGACGACGCAGGACAAGAUCUACCCGUACGCGUAG
Messenger RNA from Emiliania huxleyi CCMP1516, 774 nucleotides. RefSeq lists its product as hypothetical. The coding region runs from base 1 to 774 and encodes 257 amino acids. The transcript has a single exon. Lineage: Eukaryota; Haptophyta; Isochrysidales; Noelaerhabdaceae. The record is from RefSeq and is a predicted model, not a curated record.